AAAGAUUAAUUUGAUGAAUUGGAAAGUAUGGAAACUAUUCUGUUACUAUUGCAAAGAAAGAUUUCUUUUUUAAAAAAAUUUAUUUUUAUUUAUUUUAUUUUAUUUUUUGAGACAGGGUCUGGCUCUGUCACCCAGGCUGGAGUGCAGUGGCGCAAUCUCAGCUCACUGCAACUUCUGCCUCCUGGGUUCAACAAUCCUCCCGCCUCAGCCUCCCAAGUAGCUGGGACGACAGGCACAUACCACCAUACCCAGCUAGUUUUUGUAUUUUUAAUAGAGGUGGGGUUUUGCCAUAUUGGCCAGGCUGGUCUUGAACUCCUGGCCCCAAAUGAUCUGCCCGCCUUGGCCUCCCAAAGUGCUGGGAUUACAGGCAUGUGCCAUCAUAACGGGCCAAUUUUUUUGAAAAUACAGAGACAGGGUCUUGCUAUGUUGGCCAAGUUGGUUUUGCACUCCUGGCCUCAAGCAAUCCUCCUGCCUCAGCCUCCCAAAGAAGGAUUUCUUCAGGGCACUAUGGAAGCGAACAGGAGAUUUGUUCUUGGUGCCCAGUGAACAUCUUCCUCUAAAAGUCAAGUUCACAUCAGAGAGCUGGACAAGGGGAGCUGGGUUGAAAUUUAAUCUUAUAUUGGUUGUUGGGACAUAAUCUUUUUUCUUUUUUAAAAAAUAAUGGAGCUAAUGUCAGAGAAAAUGCUGCUAACAGAGCCUGGGUAGGGUGAAGAGAGGAAUCCUUGAGGAUUUCCCUGAGUGCCAUCCACGUGAAUGGAAGAGUUUGACCAUAAGUCAGUAUACCUAUUAUUUACACACAUAGCCAUAGGUUCCAGUUAUUCUCAGACAGCUUAAGGAAAAUACUUUUCUCCUAGGUGUCACAUCUUUUUUCUUCUUUCUUACCUAUCUCCUAUCAUUGCCCAGAAACCAGUAUUCCAGAAGUAGAGAAAACGUAGAAAAAGAGGAGGAGAAUAGAAAAAGCAGCCAGCAAUCCUUGCUGCAUCCAAGUUCACAAAAAGUAACCUAAAGAGAACUGAUACUCCUGAGAGCAACUGGGUUAAGACCGUGGAGAAUUCUAGUAAUAAAGAUGAUUUUGGAGCAGACCCAAGUUCAUAUGGGGCUUGAAGAGAAACAUUCACAGGAGAUACUACCAGAAGCCUGGGGACACCUGAGGAAAGAACAGGAGUGGACAUUUACUUCCAGUCAUAAAUCCUUGAGUGUUUCCAGGCUAAGGAAAAAGCCUGCCUGCCUGCUUGCCUUCUUCUCUUCCCUCCCUCCCUCCUUUUUUUUUGAGAUGGAGUCUUGCUAUGCCGCCCAGGCUGGAGUGCAGUGGCGUAAUCCAGCUCACUGCAACCUCUGCCUCCUGGGUUCAAGCGAUUCUCCUGCCUCAGCCUCCUGAGUAGCUGAGAUUACAGGCACGCGCCACCACACCUGGCUAAUUUUUGUAUUUUUAGUAGAGACGGGGUUUCACCAUAUUGGCCAGGAUGGUCUCGAUCUCUUGACCUUGUGAUCCACCUGCCUUGGCCUCCCAAAGUGCCGGGAUUAGAGGUGUGAGCCACCGCACCCGGCUUUUUUUUUUUUUUUUUUUUUUUUUUUUGACAAGGUCUCCCUCUGUUGCCCAGGCUGGAGUGCAAUGGCAUGAUCUUGGCUCACCACAACCUCUCCCUCCCGGGUUCAAGCGAUUCUCCUGCUGCAGCCUCCCGAGUAGCUGGAUUACAGGCAUGCACCACCACGCCUGGCUAAUUUUUUUUUUAUUUUUUUAUUUUUAGUGGAGAUGGGGUUUCUCCAUGUUGGUCAGGCUGGUCUCGAACUCCAGCCUCAGGUGAUCCACCUGCCUCGGCCUCCCAAAGUGCUGGGAUGACAGACGUGAGCCACCGUGCCCGGCUUUAUUCUGUCUCUUUAAAAAAUUCCACCCACAUAAGUAUUCAAUCACAAGGGGCUCCCCCUCCCCGCUACAACAGAAUAGAAUGAGAAAUUUGUUUGUUGAUCGGUAUCUUUUUUUUUUAAUACUUUAAGUUCUAGGGUACACGUGCACAACAUGCAGGUUUGUUACAUAUGUAUACAUGUGCCAUGUUGGUGUGCUGCACCCGUUAACUUGUCAUUUACAUUAGGUAUAAUCCCUCCCCUCCCCCCACCCCAUGACAGGCCCCGGUGUGUGAUGUUCCCCAUCCUGUGUCCAAGUGUUCUUGUUGUUCAAUUCCUACCUAUGAGUGAGAACAUGCGGUGUUUGGUUUUCUGUCCUUGCGAUAGUUUGCUCAGAAUGAUGGUUUCCAGCUUCAUUCAUGUCCCUACAAAGGACAUGAACUCAUCAUUUUUUAUGGCUGCAUAGUAUUCCAUGGUGUAUAUGUGCCAUAUUUUCUUAAUCCAGUCUAUCAUUGAUGGACAUUUGGGUUGGUUCCAAGUCUUUGCUAUUGUGAAUAGUGCCGCAACAAACAUACAUGUGCAUGUGUCUUUAUAGCAGCAUGAUUUAUAAUCCUUUGAGUAUAUACCCAGUAAUGGGAUUGCUGGGUCAAAUGGUAUUUCUAGUUCUAGAUCCUUGAGGAAUCGCCACACUGUCUUCCACAAUGGUUGAACUAGUUUACAGUCCCACCAACAGUGUAAAAGUGUUCCUGUUUCUCCACAUCCUCUCCAGCAACUGUUGUUUCCUGAGUUUUUAAUGAUGGCCAUUCUAACUGGUGUGAGAUAGUAUCUCAUUGUGGUUUUGAUUUGCGUUUCUCUGAUGGCCAGUGAUGAUGAGCAUUUUUUCAUGUGUCUGUUGGAUGCAUAAAUGUCUUCUUGUUGACAGGUAUCUUUAAACCCACCUAAAAUCUUAACCCAUAAAAAGCCCUUGGCUGGUUCCUUUCUUACCAUGCCCUAAGAAUGUGACCUCUGAUGGUAAGAUCGGUAACCUGAAGAACUGAACUGAUACUUUGGGCUCGUUUUUUAAUUGAAUUACAAUUUUUAUCAAAUACUUGAUUUUUUUUUUCCUCCCUGGCCAAAUUUAUUUCAGGAAUGUGCUUGUCUGAGACUUCUGAUGGCUGAGGUUUCUUAGGUGCAUCUUGUGACUCGAAUGCAGAAUUUGAUGCAAUCUGGAUAGAUUAGGAAAUACCUUCUCUUAAGGUACUUAUUAGGUCUGGUUGACUUUGUAGAGCUGAUCCAAGAGCAGGCAAAUUGCUUCCAACAGACACAGUCCAGAAAAACAGCUCUGUAGCAGGCAUCUCUUGACACCACAGUAUAUUCUGGGUAGCUGCUCUGCAGUAAUGCAGCCCUGUCGUUCUGGGCAGUGUUGUUAUUCCUGCUGCAUAAUUAGCAACUAGUGAGAUCAUAGUCUGGGGAGAUUCUGGCAUUACUGAGGCAGGGAGGGUUCGUGUCUCAUCACACAUGGCUCCCGCUUUGACAGCAUUUCUGCUGAGCAGAUUCGUGUCCUUCUGGAACUUAAAUCCAAAAAUGGAGGAAAACGAUUUGUACCUAGGAAAUAGACUAUCUCAGACUCCUUGGUUGUAUGAAACCAUGUUGAAAACAACACUGCUUGCCAUACUGAUAUAACCAUAAGCAGUUACUUCUCUUGCUAUUUGUUUUCCCGUUGCUGAUUUAUUUAUAGAGGGCAAAGAUUGUAAAGCUACGAUGUCCUUGCACAGAGGAUGGUGACAGACCAGAUGAGCCCUAUUUUAUGGAGCAGUAUGAGAUUGGGAAAGAUUCUGGGUUUUGAAGCCAUGCAGAUUCUAAUCUUGGGUCCAUUCUUUGGUACCAAAUUUGACCUUUAUAGAAGCCUGGUGAGACACUUUACGCUUGUGAAGAUCUAGGUAAAGGGUUUUCCUGACUGCUAACGUCCUUCAAAAUUGAGUGCCUGGAGCAGUAUUUCCCAAAGUGUAUUCCAAGCAUUAUUCGCACUCUAAAAUACCUUGGAAACAGUGGGUUCCUUAAUCACGUUUGUAGAAACACUGCAUUCUGUGUUCUCUCAGCCUUCACCAUGCUUAUUAGUAUAUUAAAAACCUCUAAGAGGUUCCACUAUAGGCAAUUUUUUUUUUUUUUUUUUUUUUUGAGACGGAGUCUCACUCUGUUGCCCAGGCUGGAGUGCAGUGGCACAAUCUCGGCUCACUGCAAGCUCCGCCUCCCGGGUUCACGCCAUUCUCCUGCCUCAGCCUCUCCGAGUAGCUGGGACUACAGGCGCCCGCCACCGCGCCCGGCUAAUUUUUUGUAUUUUUUAGUAGAGACGGGGUUUCACCGUGGUCUCGAUCUCCUGACCUCGUGAUCCGCCCGCCUCGGCCUCCCAAAGUGCUGGGAUUACAAGCGUGAGCCACCGCGCCCGGCCAAUAGGCAAUUUUUUUAAACCCUUUUGACACAGCAGUCCUAUUUCUAUGUGAAAGCUAUUAAUACCAUAAGACACACACUUUGGGAAAUGCCGGGCUGUAUUAUCACUAGGAAAAAUAAGUGGGUCUAGCCGGGUUCAGUCGUGCGUGCCUUGUAGUCCCAGCUACUCUGGAGGCUGAGGCAGGAGGAUUGCUCAAGCCCAGGUGUUCAAGACCAGCCUGGGCAACAUAGUGAGACCCUGUUUCUAAAACAGAUAAGUAGUUGGGUCUAGUCUUGGUUUAGGCAAAGCCUAAUUCUGCUUUUCUUUUUUUCGUGUUUUUUUUUUUUUUUGCCAACCAAACAAGCAGCAGUGAUAAUUGUGUUUUUGAUCUCAAGUUCUUCUCACUGGUUCCUUGGAGAGCUUUCCUAUAUGAUCAGAAGAGCAGCUACUGUGAUUCCUGGGCUAAUGAAGCCUAGACCCCAGCUGGAUCGGAAGCAAAGGCCUUUCUUCCACUGGGAAGGGUGCUGCUGCUCCCCACCUCAUUAUUCUAAGAGUGAUUGAGAAUGGAGGGGCUGAAGGGAAAUGAAAGUGGGAGAAUGUUGGCCAGAGCUAGUAGAGAAAGAACGUAAUAUUGAGAAAGCAGACAUCAGUGCUAGAAUCCUAAUGUACCUGGCUAGCUGGUGGUGAGUAGGGGCUUCGGGGCCAACUUGGUGGGCUCCCCAAGGAAACCCCUUUGAAACCAAUGGAUGCAUUCACGGGCUCGGGUCUCAAGAGGAAGUUUGAUGAUGUGGAUGUGGGCUCAUCAGUUUCCAACUCCGACGAUGAGAUCUCCAGCAGUGAUAGUGCUGACAGCUGCGACAGCCUCAAUCCUCCUACCACUGCCAGCUUCACACCCACAUCCAUCCUGAAGCGGCAGAAGCAGCUGCGGAGGAAGAAUGUACGCUUUGACCAGGUGACUGUAUACUACUUUGCCCGGCGCCAGGGUUUUACCAGUGUGCCCAGCCAGGGUGGUAGCUCUCUGGGCAUGGCCCAGCGCCAUAACUCUGUACGGAGCUACACACUCUGUGAGUUUGCCCAGGAACAGGAGGUGAACCAUCGAGAGAUUCUGCGUGAGCACCUGAAGGAAGAGAAACUCCACGCCAAGAAAAUGAAGCUGACCAAGAAUGGGACAGUGGAGUCGGUGGAGGCCGAUGGCCUGACGCUGGAUGAUGUGUCAGAUGAAGACAUUGAUGUGGAAAACGUGGAGGUGGAUGAUUACUUCUUCCUGCAGCCUCUGCCCACCAAACGGCGACGGGCCCUGCUGAGGGCUUCUGGGGUCCACCGCAUUGAUGCUGAAGAGAAGCAAGAACUUCGAGCCAUCCGCCUGUCACGGGAAGAAUGUGGUUGUGACUGCCGACUGUAUUGUGACCCAGAAGCGUGUGCCUGCAGCCAGGCUGGGAUUAAAUGCCAGGUGGAUCGCAUGUCCUUUCCAUGUGGCUGCUCCCGGGAUGGCUGUGGGAACAUGGCAGGGCGCAUUGAAUUUAAUCCAAUCCGGGUCCGGACUCAUUACCUCCACACCAUUAUGAAGCUGGAGCUGGAGAGCAAGCGGCAGGUGAGCCGCCCAGCAGCCCCAGAUGAGGAGCCCUCUCCAACUGCCAGUUGCAGCCUGACAGGAGCACAGGGCUCUGAGACCCAGGACUUCCAGGAGUUCAUUGCUGAGAAUGAGACAGCAGUGAUGCACCUGCAGAGUGCAGAGGAACUGGAGCGGCUUAAGGCAGAAGAAGAUUCCAGCGGCUCUAGUGCCAGCCUGGACUCCAGCAUCGAGAGUCUGGGUGUGUGCAUCCUGGAGGAGCCCCUGGCUGUCCCCGAAGAGCUGUGCCCAGGCCUUACAGCCCCCAUUCUCAUCCAGGCUCAGCUGCCCCCAGGCUCCUCUGUCCUGUGUUUUACCGAGAACUCAGACCACCCAACUGCCUCAACGGUGAACAGCCCAUCCUACUUGAACAGCGGGCCCUUGGUCUAUUAUCAAGUGGAGCAGAGGCCAGUCUUGGGAGUGAAAGGAGAGCCUGGUACAGAAGAAGGCUCAGCCUCUUUCCCAAAGGAGAAGGAUCUGAAUGUCUUCUCUCUCCCUGUUACCUCACUCGUGGCUUGUAGCUCCACAGACCCAGCUGCCCUCUGUAAAUCAGAGGUGGGGAAAACACCCACCCUAGAAGCUCUAUUGCCGGAAGAUUGUAACCCUGAGGAGCCUGAAAAUGAAGACUUCCGCCCUUCCUGGUCCCCCUCAAGCCUCCCCUUCCGCACGGACAAUGAAGAGGGCUGUGGGAUGGUGAAGACCUCCCAGCAGAAUGAGGAUCGGCCCCCUGAAGAUUCUUCCUUAGAACUCCCUCUGGCAGUGUGACAGGCACUGGAGGUCCUGCCUGUUACCCAUUCUCUAUUUAUUCCCUUAUUUUAUCUAACACCAUUUCAAAACAAAACUGUAGAAGCAGCUGCUGCUCCCAUGUUAUUUUAUUGGGGUCUUUGGGGAAUGGGUGGGAAAGGAGUGUUUGAGUAUUUUUUAAAAGGGAAACAGUACCAAGGAGACCAGCCCUACCUUGAUCUGGGGAUAGUCUUGGGGCAGAGAAAGCUGCGUAGUGCUGAACAUUGAGCUUUCUGGGCCAUUGGAACAAAGAACUAGGAUCUCACAGGAAAAGCUGGGUGACUCCAGCAGCUAUUCUUUCUGUAGGGACCAGAACACGCGAAUUUGAAGAGCAUGGCAAAGCCCUUUCUCUCCCAAGCCCCAGGCAGAGUACAAGCUCAUUUUUCUCGGUGGUUAUUCUGAUAUCCCAUUUUGGUGUGUCAUAAUACUUCAAACUGGAAAGUCACCUGGUCAAGUCUAGGGAGGAGGGAGUGGAAGGGUCUCUGCUUCUGUACAAAAUCUCCAGGAUUUACAAAAAUGGAACCUGCCUUCCUUCAAUCCCAUAUUUGGUAAAUAAGUUAAUAUUUGACAUGUUUGGUGUUCUCUGACCUGUUCCCCACACUGGGGAUUCCUGGUCUGUGACUUGAAUUGUUUCUUCCACAUGUUCUUAAGUACUAGAGUUAAACUUGUCUAUGUGUCUUUUUUUCUUUCCAUCCUUUCUCCUUUGGAGAAGAGCUGGAUUGGCUGGGGAUGUGGUAUAACGAGCCUGAGCCUUCUGUCCAAGUCUGACGCUAGCACUGUCAGGCAGCUUUCGGCUGGGGCUCACCCAUCCCACAGGAGGCCUACGUGGAGCACUAACUGUGGUCAAAGGAGGCAGUGGGAACAGGCUGCUUGCUAUCUGGAAAGAUGACAUAUUUGUGCUGUGCUUGUUUUUUCACCCAGGUUUUUCCCUCUUUGUGAGAUCUGAGCUUUAGUGGAAUGCAGGACGUGGCAAUCUUAAGGUUACCAACCAGUUUUUGUUUUUUUCCUGGAUCUACCCUCAUGGUCAUUUUCAACAUAGCGGGUUAGAGUUCUUAUACUGUUGCAGUUCAAUUCCAAGAAUUGCAAAUGUUUAUUGGACCCCUCCAUCUUGAUGAUAUAUAAAAAUUGGAAGCCAAGCCAGUUCUUAAAUGCCACAUGCAACUUCCAGAUUCCAAAGGAUUCAAGUUCUAAUUAUAACCUUUGAAGCGUAUAGAAUGGAACUCAUUCAGUUUGAUUCAGUUCUUACCUCUUGUCAGGAGGAAUACAGUUCCUGUUCAUCCUGUGUUCUAAGAUCUCCUCCACUGAACAGCACUGAUUUCCUUUUAUUAGCAAAGUGAUCUUUGUCUCUGUUCUAAAAUGGAGGCAGUAGGGAGCAAAACUAUUCUUCUCAAGCAUCCUUUACACCAUACUUUACUUCUGGUAUGGUUUAUUAACCACACACACACAAAAGUGAAAAACUGUGUUGGGGGAGACACUACUCCUACUUAUCUUGCUCAUAAAGCCUUUUCUGGUGGGAUAUUAAGGCCCUGGUGUCUUACAGAAACCAUCGUGUAUGUCGCAGCAGCAUUUCACCCCUGAAGUCUCUGAACUCUGAGCCUGAAAGGAUUUCUAUUUAAUACAUAUAACAUUUUUUAGUUCAUUCUGCCUUUCCUAUUUGUUCCAGUUUUUGCUUGGUUUUAGUUUGGAGGGGAACUUAAGUACGUAGAUCCUUAUCUCUCCCCAUCCCCUAGCCUCACAAAACAGUUGAGAGUCUUAAGUACCUGAGAUCGCGAAGCUAUCCAGAACUGAACUAGACUCCCCUACCUUAGACUGGUACCCUCAAACACAGGACUGAAGCUUAAUUGGGAAUUUGGCUUUAUGGAGAAAAGAACCUUUUUCAAAGUUUGUGUCGGAAGGGGAGGGUGAGGUUUGCACACUGUCUCUGCAGAAAGGCUCCAGCUUAAUCUAGGAAGUAGAUUCCAGCUGCAUGAUGAGGAACACAUUAGCUUUUGGGAUCAAACCAGGAAUAUGAAUCUGUAAUUAUUAAGCUCAUUGCCAACCCACAAGAUAUUUGAUGUUUCUGAAAACCUGUAGUUUCUUAAUUUAAGUCCAUCCCCUUCAUUAACUCUACAGUUGUGACUCACACUGACCCCAAACUUUUGAGUGCUAAAUAUUAACAUUUAGCAUUAACUGUCUUGUCAAGCAAAAGGCCUUCUCUACAACCUAGUCCAUCUCACUUCUGGUGCUACCUGAGUUGGACAGAAUUCUAGCUCAUGGUUGCUAGGAAAGCUAGGCCUCUGAUCAUAGAAGCAGAUAGCUUCAGUCCCAGUCUAGGCCUAGAUAAAUGACUCUUAUUACCACAACCCUUAUUAUUUUCCAAUUUCCUUUCUCACAUACUGUACACAGGUAGUAUUUUCAAUGUGAACCCAAAGCUUGUCUGGUUCUCUGAAAAUAAUUUUUUCCCCUUUAGGUUCUUUACAUUGUGAUAAUGCUGUAUUUAAAGAGAAUAUUUAAAUGUAAUAUUAAAGAAAUAUUCAAAAGAA
Molecule: messenger RNA, 9163 nt
Organism: Symphalangus syndactylus (siamang)
Lineage: Eukaryota; Metazoa; Chordata; Mammalia; Primates; Hylobatidae
Gene: CSRNP2
Product: cysteine and serine rich nuclear protein 2
Biological process (GO): regulation of transcription by RNA polymerase II
Cellular component (GO): nucleus
Molecular function (GO): DNA-binding transcription factor activity, RNA polymerase II-specific; sequence-specific DNA binding
Source: RefSeq, a predicted model, not a curated record